AUGCUCGACAUGUCUACUUCUCCAAGUAACGUGCUACCCGAGGGUAUCGACCGCAAGAAGAAGAGUGCAUGGGCUAGAAGGCGGGCGCGAAAAGCUCGAAAAGUUGCCCAAGCAGGGACGAAUGAGCCGCAGCAGAUUGCCGAGACCAUGCACAAGGGUUCCGGGCAGGCGGAAGCGGUGCAGGAGGAGAUCAAGAAAGAAGAAGCUCGAGUGAAGCGCGAGCAGGGGGCGCAAGUAGCGCGCGCUGAGAAGAUGAGAAAGAAGGAGGACGCGAAAGUGAAGCGAGAACAAGAGGCGCAAGCAGCGCACGCUGAGAAGAUGAAGACGCUGACCGCUAGGGGUGCGUUUCUCGUUCACUCGUAUGACGACCUCCGUCCAUACAAUGGAUAUCCUCACAUCUACGGUGAACGUAUGUUCCAGAAGCCUGUGGUAAGUACCCUAUGGAUCUGGACACAUGAUGCUAUACUCACAAGUCUGUAG
Alternaria metachromatica is the source of this 480-nucleotide messenger RNA. RefSeq lists its product as uncharacterized. The transcript has 2 exons. The coding region runs from base 1 to 480 and encodes 159 amino acids. NCBI's taxonomy places the organism in Eukaryota, Fungi, Ascomycota, Dothideomycetes, Pleosporales, Pleosporaceae. The record is from RefSeq and is a predicted model, not a curated record.